Messenger RNA from Elephantulus edwardii (Cape elephant shrew), 1022 nucleotides. RefSeq names its product TBP-like 1 (gene TBPL1). The coding region runs from base 308 to 868 and encodes 186 amino acids. Lineage: Eukaryota; Metazoa; Chordata; Mammalia; Macroscelidea; Macroscelididae. The record is from RefSeq and is a predicted model, not a curated record. Gene Ontology annotation, molecular function: DNA binding; general transcription initiation factor activity. The transcript has 7 exons. Gene Ontology annotation, biological process: DNA-templated transcription initiation.
GCGCUGUCUCUAUGCUCCUGCGCGUCUCCUCUAUUUAUUGUCGCGGGGAAGCGGCGGCCGCCCCGUACCCGGAACAACAAAGCACGAAAGAGGGAGCCUGAGCCUCGGGGGCUCCUAGCAACGGGCCGGGGCGGGAGUUCCAUGGAGACUGGGGAACGCGCCCGCCUCAUCAUCAUUCUUGUCCUUCGGCUUAUCCUUCGCGUCCGACGCCACCGGCAGGAGCGCUGCCGCCGAGUCCUGUGCCGCAGACCCCUCUUCCCACGGAUGUGAUCUUCGUGGUGGAAAGCUAAGUUUUUAAACUACACCAAUGGAUGCAGACAGUGAUGUUGCACUGGACAUUUUAAUUACAAAUGUAGUCUGUGUUUUUAGAACAAGAUGCCAUUUGAACUUAAGGAAGAUUGCUUUGGAGGGAGCAAAUGUAAUUUAUAAGCGUGAUGUUGGAAAAGUAUUAAUGAAACUUCGAAAACCUAGAAUUACAGCUACAAUUUGGUCCUCAGGAAAAAUUAUUUGCACUGGAGCAACAAGUGAAGAAGAAGCUAAAUUUGGUGCCAGACGUUUAGCUCGCAGUCUGCAGAAGCUAGGUUUUCAGGUAAUAUUUACAGAUUUUAAAGUUGUUAACGUUUUGGCAGUGUGUAACAUGCCAUUUGAAAUCCGUUUGCCAGAAUUCACAAAGAACAAUAGACCUCAUGCCAGUUAUGAACCUGAACUUCAUCCAGCAGUGUGCUAUCGAAUAAAAUCCCUGAGAGCUACAUUACAGAUUUUUUCAACAGGCAGUAUCACAGUAACAGGGCCCAACGUAAAGGCUGUUGCUACUGCUGUGGAACAGAUUUACCCAUUUGUGUUUGAAAGCAGGAAAGAAAUUUUAUAAGUCAUCAAAUAACUGGUUAGAAUCCCUAACGGAGCACCUUUUAAAACCUGCUGCACAUUGGACUCAAAAGAAAAACUGGACCAACAGUAACUGAGGAAAUAGACUCUUUUAUUCUUUCAUGGCUGCGGUGUAGACUCCAAUCCACUUGGAUUUU